CCUGAAAAGCAGAAGCCUAAUUUCGCAAACACCGGGCGCCUGGCCGCAGAGAGCAAUACUGUAGAAGUAAAUGGAGGAGCGGUGGUGCUCAAGUACCACGAACCCCCCGAGGCACGGAAAGCGUCAGCCAAGGAACCCUGGCGUCUCUACGUGUUCAAAGGACAAGACCUCCUGGAGGUGAUGGAGCUGAAAGAACGCAGCUGCUGGCUUAUUGGAAGAGAGAGAUUGGUGGUGGAUUUCCCUCUGGACCAUCCGAGUUGCUCCAAGCAGCAUGCGGCGAUUCAAUUCCGCUUUGUCGAGAAGCGGAAUGAGUUCGGAGACCGGAUCGGACGAGUCAAACCGUACCUCAUUGAUCUGGAAAGUGCAAAUGGAUCGAGUGUGAAUGGGGAUAAGAUUCCAGCCGGACGAUACGUGGAAGUGAGGGACAAGGACGUGCUACAAUUCGGGCUCAGCACUCGGGAAUACGUUAUGAUGCUGCCUCCUCCA
Aspergillus wentii DTO 134E9 is the source of this 486-nucleotide messenger RNA. Its product is annotated as putative FHA domain protein SNIP1. Lineage: Eukaryota; Fungi; Ascomycota; Eurotiomycetes; Eurotiales; Aspergillaceae. Gene Ontology annotation, molecular function: mRNA binding; protein binding. The record is from RefSeq and is a predicted model, not a curated record. The transcript has a single exon. Gene Ontology annotation, biological process: maintenance of RNA location; mRNA splicing, via spliceosome. Gene Ontology annotation, cellular component: nucleus. The annotation marks the transcript as partial.